This is a messenger RNA of Trematomus bernacchii (emerald rockcod), 942 nucleotides long. RefSeq names its product OCIA domain containing 2 (gene ociad2). The transcript is spliced from 7 exons. Gene Ontology annotation, cellular component: mitochondrial inner membrane. The record is from RefSeq and is a predicted model, not a curated record. Bases 119 to 622 code for a protein of 167 amino acids. NCBI's taxonomy places the organism in Eukaryota, Metazoa, Chordata, Actinopteri, Perciformes, Nototheniidae.
GUUGGGGAGGAGCAAUUACAAGUGGUUUCGUCAGACGCACUGAGAGAGGAGUAUUAGUAUACGAGCUUGAGGAAGUAGAAAAGUUCUUGUCCAAAGAAACCCUGACAUCUCCUGCAUCAUGAGCUCUGAAACUAUAACCGUGAAGACCGGUGAAGCGGCAGCUGCUGCUGACAUUGUUGCAGCUCCAAAGAAAGGGGAGUGGAAGUGCCCUCUGAGUGAUCAACAUGUCCACAGAGAAGAUGUGAGAAAGGUUUGGAAAGAGUGCCAAGAGGAAAGCUUCUGGUACAGAGCCCUUCCCCUCUCUAUGGGGAGCAUGGCUGUCACCGGUGGUCUUAUCUACAACGGUGUCUGGCAAUCGUCAAAGAGAUUUGGACCAUUCCCAAAACUCUUAGUUGCUGGGAUCCUUGGUUUCGCAGUGGGAAAAGCAUCUUAUGUAUCGACCUGCCGAAACAAAUUCCAGGAGGUUGGCAUUGAAGGUGGACCGGGAUCUGGACCCUGGGCUAAGGGCGGUUCCUUUGGACCUUUCAAUAAAUCUGGUCAUGGACACAGAUCGUGCCACCAUGUGUGUGAAGAAUGUAAGAAGACGGCUCAAGAUGCACCUGCAGAACAAGUGAAAAGCUAGAGGAUCGUCAGAAACACUGAAGGACUGACUGCCAGUGUUGAUAUAUCACUUUUUUAGUUUCUUAAAUGCCAUGAAUACAGCAUAUAUGUUGUCUAAAGUAACUUUGAUAUGUUGCACAUCAUUAUUCAUUCAGGAGAAACCUGACACACAAUUGCCACCAGGGGUAGCUCUCAUGCUUUCAGUCAAAGAUCCUUUGUAAUGUAUUUCAUCUGACCAUAUACCAUUUGAUUUUCAUAUAGCGAGUGCCUUAAUCAGAUGUCAUUAUCAGCUUCAAUAUACUUUUCAACAACUUUCCAACACAAUAAAUACUCCAUAUAAUA